AUGACAUACUGCAACGCUAGUUCUCAGCCAACCAUGUUGAAAGAUUUACUUUCCGCUACAGCUUCCCAGUCGAUUUCGUCUCAGUGCUGGUGUCAGUGGACGGUGGGAUUCUACGCGAGACACUUGACGACCUACAGAAUGAGUAUAACACAUCAGUUCAAUGCUUUGACAAUAAAUCUGGCUACUACUUCCUGUGGGUCAAGGACAGCGCUAGUUCUGCUCUCAGUGACUUUAUGGAUGUUGGAACUGGUAAUAGCAACGCCUUGUUUGACCGCAAAUGAAUCACCGGCGGCACGAAGACCACCACGGCUUGCUCCUGAAAGAAGUGGUAGAGGUAGCUAUUACACUGAAGCUGCGUAUCGGAAGACCGAAGUUCCGAUUGUAGUCUCUGAUAUCGUCGUUGUAAACCUUGUUAUAGUUAUAGAGGCAGCUAUGCCCAAUAUUACCGCUCUGACAACUGCAGCUAUGGCACCGUAG
Molecule: messenger RNA, 477 nt
Organism: Botrytis deweyae
Lineage: Eukaryota; Fungi; Ascomycota; Leotiomycetes; Helotiales; Sclerotiniaceae
Exons: 2
Coding region: 1-477 (158 amino acids)
Source: RefSeq, a predicted model, not a curated record